Ruditapes philippinarum (Manila clam) is the source of this 4356-nucleotide messenger RNA. RefSeq lists its product as uncharacterized. The transcript has 5 exons. Gene Ontology annotation, cellular component: extracellular region. Gene Ontology annotation, molecular function: chitin binding. The record is from RefSeq and is a predicted model, not a curated record. Bases 17 to 3796 code for a protein of 1259 amino acids. Lineage: Eukaryota; Metazoa; Mollusca; Bivalvia; Venerida; Veneridae.
UUAAUUGUUACUAAUAAUGUUUAAAGACGGAUAUUUCGUUAUCCUUGUUAUAACAUUUAACAUACGGUAUGUCAAUGGACAGGGAGGUACUUUUGUGGUAAAUGAUGGGUUAGGUACAGUAAUUGAAGGAGCUAGUGGUGGUUUUGGGGGAUUUGACGGGAGCUCGAUUAUGGGUUAUGGUACCACUAUAGAGGUGAAAAUUAACUGCAGAAAUGUACCAGGACGAGGGCUGGUCUGCUCUGCUGAUUAUCCAGAUCAUUGUAAAGAACAAUGGAAUUUUCAAAACCCGUGCACACAGAACAACAUUGAUAUGAACAUAACGAAGUUCGCACACCCUUUUGAUAAAUCCAAAUUCUUGAUGUGCGGUCAGAUGGGCAAGCUUUACGUUGUUCAGUGUCCACAAUACGAGGUUUUCCAUGAGGGUUGUAGCCAAUGUAUCGGUGCAGAGGCCGGACUAACAGCAUCUUGUGAGGUUCCCCUUCCACCAACCAUCCGAAAUGUUUGCACAAGAGAAGCAAUUCUCAACAACAAGUUGUUCUUCCCGUUCCCUGGAAACCUCUCAAGGUUCAUUCACUGUGACAUCUGGGGAAAGCCUUGGGAAAGAAUAUGUACACCAGGAGAAGUGUGGAGUAAAUGGGAUGUUACGUGUGUAUUGCCACAUCUACUAAAUCCAUGUAAUCGGCCAACAACAGAUCUUACUUAUUUAUACAGUCAUCCUUGCGACCCUUCAAUCUAUCUCACUUGUGAUUUACAAGGUCGCGCACAUGAAGUUAAUUGUUUAAGAGGCGAAGCUUUUCAUGAGGAAAGCCAACGAUGUCGACCAUAUGCGGAUUUUACAGGUCAAGUGCUGAGUAGUUUUUGUGAAAAUUAUAUGUUUGGAUUUAGACAAAAUCAUGGUAAUGAAGGUUUUGCAAUUGACAAUAGUGAGACUACGAAUAUGGGCUUCCAGACUGACAAUCGUGGUUUCACUAUUGACAGAACAUCUAGAGGAAUAGGUGGUUCAAUUUCUGUAAUGCCAAAUCCUACUGGCCAAGGAUCGACUACAACAUUCGAUUUAAGGGGUGGUCAGCUUAAUAGAGAAACGAAUUUAAUUGGACAAGGUGACGGAACUGCAUCCUUUGAUAAAUCUACACAACUCCGAGGCGGCUCACUAGGAGGGCAAUUGAAUACUGAUGGACAGGGUAACUUCGGUGGAUCAUUAGACAUAAAAAGAGGCUCAGUAAGUGGUGAUAGAUCUGGUUCGAUUGGACAGGGUUCUCUGGGUCAGAGUUCCGGUACAAACUUCAUAGAUAUUCGGGGGAAAUCACUUUCUACCGAUCCUAGUACGGCCGAAUUUGUGGACAUAAGAAAUGCAGGUACAAGUGGAACAAGUGCUAACAUGAUUGAUAUUCGAGGAGUUAAGGGAAUUGGUUCAAGAGACUUGGUUGAUAUUCGUGGUGGAUCAAUCGAUGGUGGUUUGCAAACAGAUGCCUCUGGUAAAAUGAUUGAUAUAAGAGACCAAGCAACUGGAGAAAUCUCUAAGGUAGACAUUCGAGGAGUUGGAACUGACAUGUCUGGUGGUAUGGUAGAUAUCAGAAACAUGGGAUCUGGUUCCCGCGGUAAUGGUAUGGUAGACAUACGAGGCAACACAGUAUCUGGAACAAAAAAUUUGGUUGACAUACGAGGUGUGGGAAGCAGUAUCGGGGGUGAUAUGAGCGGUUCUUUCCCAACAGAUUUGUCAGGUGGUAUGUUUGAUGGUAGUGCAACAGGUUCUAGUGGCAUCAAUAUGAUUGAUAUAAGAGGGGUUGGAACAAGUAGUACAGGCGAUAUCAGCGGUUCUUCUGGAACCGGUUUGCCGGGUGAUAUGGUAGAUAUAAGAAAUCAAGGAUCAAGCGGUACCGGAAUGGUAGACAUUCGGGGCGGAUCAGCAUCUGGAACCAAUACUAUGUUAGACAUAAGAGGGGGUGGAACAGGCGGUAUGGUUGGAGAUAUUAGCAGAACGGGAACUGAUGUAUCAGGUGGUAUGAUUGAUAUACGUGGUACUGGAACUGGUUCUGGUGGUAUAGGUAUGGUUGAUAUAAGGGGAGGGUCAGCUUCUGGAGCAAAUAAUUUGGUUGACAUUAGAGGCGUUGGAACUGGUAGCAUUGGAGAUAUGGGAGGUUCUUCGGGAACAAGCUUGUCAGGUGGUAUGGUUGAUAUCAGAGAUCUAGGCUCUGGAACAAAUAAUAUGAUUGACAUUAGAGGAGUUGGUACAGGUAGUAUGGUUGGAAAUAUGGGCAGUACUGGAACUGGUUCGACAGGUGGUUUGGUAGACAUUAGAGAUGGAACUAGCUCUAGUAGCGGAGGUAUGGUAGAUAUACGAGGCGGAACAGCAUCUCAAACAAAGAAAAUGUUUGAUAUUAGAGGUGCAGGAACAGGAAAUAUUGGAGAAAUCGGUGGUUCCUCGGGCACGGAUUUGUCUGGAGGUAUGGUAGAUAUACGGGGCGGAACAGCAUCUCAAACAAAUAAAAUGCUUGAUAUUAGAGGUGCAGGAACAGGAAAUAUUGGAGAAAUCGGUGGUUCCUCGGGCACGGAUUUGUCUGGAGGUAUGGUAGAUAUAAGAAAUCAAGGUUCAAGUGGUGCCGGUAUGGUAGACAUACGAGGUGGUUCAUUAUCUGGAAAAAAUACUAAGGUUGACAUAAGAGGGGUUGGUACGAGUGGUAUCGGAGAUAUAAGCGGUUCUUUGGGAACAGAUUUGUCUGGUGGCACUGGAACUGGUUCAAGUGGUUCGAAUAUGCUAGACAUACGAGGCGGAAGAGCAUCUAAAACAAAUAAUAUGAUUGAUAUACGAGGAUUUGAAACUGGACGUCAGUUUGUAGAUAUAAGAGGAUCUGGGACGGGCGUAAACGGUAGAAUGAUGGAUAUUCGAGGCACUGGAACUGGUUCUGGGGAUGCUGGAAUGGUUGAUAUUCGUGGCGGACAAGCUUCUGGAAUGAAAAAUACAGUUGAUAUAAGAGGAAUUGGAACCGGAGGUAUGAGCAGUACGGCAACAGAUUUGUCUGGUCGUAUGGUGGAUAUUCGUGGCAGACAAAGGGCUGGGGAUAUGGUUGACAUUCGAGGUAACCCUAUUGGAACAAAUGGUCUUGGUUCUGGUUCUGGACAAGGUGUAUUAGAUGGUGGGUUGGUGGAUUUCGGCAGUCAAAAUACAAGGACAAGGAAAACAGAUAUGGUAGACAUAAGACGUUCACAAGGUGGUACCAACAACGGCAGAAUGACCGACAUUAGAGGCACAAAUUCUAGAUUAGGUGGAAUGUCGUCAUUUGACAUAAGAAAUCAGCUAGGACUUAAUGGACAGCUUGGAACAAACACGAUUGACAGAUCCGGAACCGUAAGAACUGAUACAAUAACUAUUGAAGGGUCGAUUCAAGGAGGUAGACAGGGUACUGGGACAAUGCAAGAUCUUCUGAAUACUUGGAAUCAAAUAAUUGAGACAGGUUCAUCGAGUUCAACAGGCAGACAGCAAGAAUUAAACAGACAAACUGGAUCAAAUCAAGGAGGAAAUCGUAGAAUUCUCAAUGAUAUAUUCACGGUUCACCCAUCUCGCCUUAAAAUGUAUGAUUAUUCUGACAUCCCAUUUAGUGAGCCUUGCACACAAAUUAAUCUUGACGAAGGAAGAACACAUUUCAGAUAUAGGGGACAUCCUCACAUGUUCUUACAAUGUGACACGUCUGGUAGGAUGCACAGAAUGCCUUGUUCUUCUACAGGACAAGAUUAUUUUGAUCCAUACACAAACACGUGUGUCGAUGGUCCUGUCCACGUUGACAACAGAAUCCAGUAGACUUCUUCUGAAGUUGGUAUUUGUCAUUAUCUUUAUUUGAGAUGCCUAAUGUAUGACUAGGUUUACAUAAACAUUUAGCUACUUGUGUACGUUGUUUAUUGACUUAUGAAGAGGGACAUUAGUAUGCUACAUAACAGAAAAAGAGAUUGCAUACUGAUGAGACAACAAAGUUACCUUUCCAUAAAUAACUGUUUUUUUUACAAAAAGGAAGCUAAAAUUUCAUAUCUAUGGAGACAGCAAUGAAUAUUAACAUAUUAGAGCGAUAACUAAACAAUGCAUAAACGUCGAUAGAUAAUUUAAUAUUUUUGGAAUAGAUGCAGAUGAUUUUUGAAGUAGUAAAAUCGAGUCUGUGAAUUCAUAUUUUAAUAUAUUGUAUUAUAAAGUGUUAUAUCAUCUUACGUUCCUAAUAGUUUUUUUAUUGUAAGGAAGUUGCAGCAUUUUUGUCUUUGGCUAUACCGGUUGCUGUCAGUGAUAUUUUGUUCUAGAUGAGUGUAUAUAUUUGUGCUAUUAUUUGUUAAACGAUGUCAUGUAGUAUAACAGUAAAUUUUACAUUUUCUACA